AUGAAGUGCUAUGCGCCGUUUUUGCCCGGGCUCACGCAGCGACCCACUGUCUUCUCCAGUUCUCACAUGUCUGCCCGAGAAGCGCCAUGUUUGCCUUGGGAGCGUCACGACGACUGCGCUCACCUCCAGUUCUCCCGGCUGAGUCCCGCAAACGUCCCUGUAGAAGAACUUCACCCUGAGAAGCAGGACCACCUCUACGUUAAACAGAAGGAGGAGUCCGAUAUGCCGUUGAUCAAACAGGAGGCGGAGCCAGAGACCUCUGACAUCAAAGAAGAAAAACAGGAAAUUGAAAUCCUCAAUUUUCCAAUGGGUGUCGGUGUGAAGAGCGAAGAAGACGAAGGACCAAGCGAAGAGAGCGGAGCAGCGAACCCUUUGAGCGACAGCUCAUUUCAGCACCAGACAACAAAAGGAGAGCAACCGGACGGCCUCUUAGCUCCGCUUUCGGACAGCGAUGACUUAACGUCACAUUUUUCUGACUUUAAUACUGAUGAGGAGGAGGAUGACUUUGACCAAAAUGCUUCAAAAUCCAUAGACAAGUCAUCAUUUAAAAGAGACGCAAAGGAAGGCGUGGCAACAUUAAACAACCACACAAUAUUACACACUGGAGAGAAGCCUUAUGCCUGCAAACUUUGUGAUAAAAAAUACUCCACGAAGGCAAAAUUAAACAUACACACAAGAGCACACACUGGAGAGAAGCCUUUUGCCUGCACACUUUGUGGUAAAAGGUUCACAAAGGAGGGAAAUUUAAACAUUCACACAAGAACACACACUGGAGAGAAACCUUAUGCCUGCACAUUUUGUGGUAAAAGAUACACCCAUAAGGGAGGUUUAAACUAUCACAUAAGCACACACACCGGAGAGAAGCCUUAUGCCUGCACACUUUGUGAUAAAAAAUACUCCAUGAAGGCAAAAUUAAACAUACACACAAGAACACACACUGGAGUGAAGCCUUUUGCCUGCGCACUUUGUGGUAAAAGAUUCACCCGUAAGGAUGAUUUAAACAUUCACACAAAAACACACAGUGGAGAGAAACCUUUUACCUGCACACUUUGUGAUAAAAAAUUCUCCACAAAGAAAAUAUUAAACAUUCACACAAGAACACACACUGGAGAGAAGCCUUUUGCCUGCACACUUUGUGGUAAAAGGUUCACAAAGCAGGGAAAUUUAAACAUUCACACAAGAACACACACUGGAGAGAAACCUUAUGCCUGCACAUUUUGUGGUAAAAGAUACACCCAUAAGGGAGGUUUAAACUAUCACAUAAGCACACACACCGGAGAGAAGCCUUAUGCCUGCACACUUUGUGAUAAAAAAUACUACACGAAGGCAAAAUUAAACAUACACACAAGAACACACACUGGAGUGAAGCCUUUUGCCUGCGCACUUUGUGGUAAAAGAUUCACCCGUAAGGAUGAUUUAAACAUUCACACAAGAACACACACUGGAGAGAAACCUUUUACCUGCACACUUUGUGAUAAAAAAUUCUCCACGAAGAAAAGAAUAAGCAUUCACACAAGAACACACACUGGAGAGAAGCCUUUUGCCUGCACACCUUGCGAUAAAAGAUUUUCUCAGAAGAAUAAUUUAAAAAUACAUAAGUGCUCACACACUGGAGAAAAGCCUUUUGCAUGCUCACUUUGCGAUGAAGUAGGCAUGAGCAGCUACGGAAAGAGACACUGCAAGCACCAGAGAUGA
Molecule: messenger RNA, 1695 nt
Organism: Nerophis lumbriciformis (worm pipefish)
Lineage: Eukaryota; Metazoa; Chordata; Actinopteri; Syngnathiformes; Syngnathidae
Source: RefSeq, a predicted model, not a curated record